UACUAAACUAAUGAAGACCAAGAUAGAGAAAGUUUAAAAGCUCUAGAUCUAGAAGAAGCAAGCCUACAUAGUGAACUGCAUCAGCGCUUGUUAAAAUCUUCCCCAUUGACACAUCCACGCUGAUGCUGAACGAAACCAUGUUUAACAGCAGCAAGGGGGAAAACUGGGACAUCUUCACCUUCUGUGAUGAUCACAUUUGGGAUUCUGCCCUUUUCUGGAACAACUCUUGGCCUCAAACAACGCGAUGCUUCCAGAACACAAUCCUAUUGCCCCUUCCAUGCUACUAUGCUAUUUUCUCACUGUUUGUGUAUAUCUGUUGUUUAUGGAGGAGAAAGCCAAGUAGUGUGCAUUGGGAUCUGAUGUUUGUUCUAAAACUGUUUGUUUGUGGCUUGCUUAUAGCUACAGAGAUUGUUCCAUGUUUUCUGAAGUCCAACAGUCUUCUAAUUGGCUCUGCAGUAUACCUCAGUAUAAUCAAAACUAUAACAUAUGUGCUAGUUCUGCUCACAGUCAUCCUAGAACAAAAAUGUUCCAUGUUGCAGUCACCGCUGUUAUUUCUGUUCUUCUUACUUCUCUUGUUGACACAUGUGGUUCCAUUUUACUCCAGGAUCAUCUUACAGGAAUAUGAGACAAGUGUUGUGUCUUUUGUCUUGUUUUACUUUAACUUUGGGACCAUUUUGUGUGCAACAGUUCUGUAUGGCUUUAAUAAUAAACAUCCAAACUUUAAGCCCUCAUCAAUAGAAGCUGAUGCUCCAUUACUUUCUAAGUUUACAUUAAACUGGGUGAUGAGUCUAGUAGUUAAAGGCUACAAGAAACCAUUGACUGAGACAGACAUUUUUUCACUUAAAAACAGUGAAAAAUCUGAAACAGUUGUGCUUUCAUUUCUAGAGAAUCUUUCAAAAUACAGCAGAGGGCAAGCUGCUAAUGCUAGCAAGUACAAGGACAGAGAACAUCAGAACUUGAACACAAAUUUUUCCAAAUCCAAACAGACAUUGCAUUAUCCCCCUUUGGUGGGCAAACAUCCUAGUCAUAAAGUGACAGCUGAAGCUAAAGAAGAAGAAAUCUUUUCUGAUCUACAGAAUGAAAAUUUUUGUUUCCUUCCUUCUGCUGAAUCUCAUGAGACCAGCAGAUCUGGGAUUGUGUUGUGGAAGGUAAUCCUGCGCACAUUUUGGAAGCAAGUCCUAAAAUGCUGUUUGCUGAGUCAGCUGGCUAAAGUUUUUACUCUUCUUUGUCCAGUGCUUCUUAAGUUGUUCAUAGAUUUUUCAAUGGCCAAAGAUGAGCCAGUCUGGCAUGGCUAUUUGUUGGCAACAGCUCUGUUUUUGUCAUCAGUUCUGUCACAAAUCAUCUAUGAGAGCUACAUGUUCCAGUGCAACCUAACAACAAUACGAGUUAGAGCAGCCCUUGUAUCAGCUAUUUAUAGGAAGACUUUAUCUCUCAGCACAGAAGCAAGGCAAGUUAUGUCUUUGGGGGAGGUAAUUCAAUUGAUCUCAAAGGAUGCUGACACAGUGUAUACAAUGCUAAAUGAAGGUUUCGUUUUGAUUGAUACACCAUUAGAUUUUUUAGUUGGACUGAUCAUGAUAUACUACACUGUUGGGGUUGCUAUGUUUGCAGGUCUUGCCACAUUGGUUUUCCUCUUUAUUCUAAAACUGAUUACUUCUCGCUUACAACUUCAGUGUGAGAAAGACUUAAGGGAAGCAGCAGAUAGGAGAAUGAAAAUAACAUCUCAGGUUUUUACCGGAAUCAAGGUUUUAAAACUUUAUGCAUGGGAGGAAGCAUUUAAAACGCAGAUGAACAAUAUAAGGAGAGAUGAACUAAAUGCUGUGUUCAGAUUCUAUUGUUUAAGAUUGGCCUCAACCUUUUCCUGGACUGGAGCUGUCUUCUGGCUGACUUUCUUCACCUUUCUGACCUACAUCCUUGUUGACCAAGAAAAUUACCUAACUGCAUCAGUGGUGUUUGUCACUAUUUCAUACCUUGGUAUAGUUCGUACAGCAAUCAAUUUUUUUGGUUAUAGCUUGGAUUAUGUCAUUGCUGGUUUUGUGUCUUCAAGACGCCUAAUCAAGUUUCUUGAUUUAAAAGACAUAGAAAGGUGGUCACCAGCAGAGCAUGUUUCCUCUCAGAUGACUGACGAUGAUGCCAUUUUAAUAUCUAAUGGGAAUUUCGGAUGGUCUUCAAAUUCUGAAGCUACCCUUAAAAACAUUUGUUUACAAGUCCCAAAGGGUAGUCUUGUAGCUGUUGUGGGUAUGGUAGGAAGUGGCAAGUCUUCACUUCUGUCUGCUAUCUUGGGAGAGAUGGUUGUACAUAGUGGACAUGUUAACAAACAGGGUACCAUUGGGUAUAUACCACAAGAAGCAUGGAUACAACAUAACACAUUGAGAGAAAAUAUUCUGUUUGGGUCUGAGAUGAGAGAUGAUGAGUACACUGAAGUCAUUAAAGCAUGUGCCUUGGGACCUGACCUAGAGGUUCUUCCCUCUGGUGAUGACACAGAAAUUGGAGAAAAUGGCAUAAAUUUGAGUGGAGGUCAGAAGCAGAGGGUCAGCCUGGCCAGAGCUGUGUACCACAAGAGUGAUAUCUACCUUCUAGAUGACCCACUUAGUGCUGUAGACAGUCAUGUAGGGAGACACAUAUUUGACCAUGUGAUUGGUAAAAAUGGACUUCUAAAACAUAAGACAAGAGUUCUAGUAACUCAUGGAUUACAAUGGUUGCCAGAAGUUGACAGAGUGUUUGUCAUGACAGAUGGGCAGUGUACAGAACAGGGAUCAUUUGAGGAACUCAUGUCACAUAAUGGCCCCUUUUCUCAGUUCUUGUCUCAGUAUCUCUCUCAACAGCAGGCACAAACAGAGGGGGUUAAAAUCAGGGAUGGAAAUGUAAACUUGAAAGAUGAAGAAGAAUCAGUCUCUAUUAAUGAACUUGAAAAUGAAGAAACUAGGAAAGAUGUCUUUAAAAGGCUUGUCUCAAGUGAUAAUAUCAAUGAAAAUGAACUUGAAAAGCAUUUUGAAGACAACAAGCAACCCGCAUUUGUUAAACAAGAGAAUAUGAAUGUUGUUGAAGCUGAAGAGUUUGACGCAUCAUCUAAACUAAUCCAGGAGGAAGAGAUUGCAACUGGCAGGGUCAGCUGGUCAGUGUACACAUCAUUCUGGAAGUCCAUGGGCUAUUUUUCUAUUUCUGUAAUGAGUCUGCUGUUCCUCUCCUGUUUUGUUUUUGAACUGGUGGCUGGAUUUUGGUUAUCCUACUGGGUGGACAGCCCACUACUCAACAAUCAUUCUCUACCUGCUCAUAGCCCAGAGAGGCAUGCUGAGAAUAUCUAUUUUGUGUCUAUUUAUAGCAUAUGGGGCAUACUAGAGACUGUAGUGGUGAUUAUAUUUUCCAUAAUUAAAGCAUUUAGACAUAGACAUGCAGCGAGAAAUAUUUAUGAGCAGUUAAUCAACAGCAUUUUGACCAGUCCAAUUCAGUUCUUUGAAACCACACCAAUUGGGAGAGUCUUGUCAAGAGUCUCCAAGGAUAUGAGUGUAGUUGACAUGACUCUGGUGUUGUCAAUGGAAUUCUUUCUUCAUACAAUCUGUGCCCUUUUGUGUAUGAUUGUAGCCAUCAUUAUCAAUGUGCCGGUCUACCUAGCUGUAGUAAUUCCUGUUCUGCUCCUAUUUUAUUUUAUUGAGAAACUUUAUUUACCAACAUCGUGCCAGUUACGAAGGUUGGAGAGAAAGGGGUUGUCACCCAUCCUAAGUCACACAAGUGAAUCCUUUGCUGGUAGGAGUGUUAUAUGUGCUUUCAGAGAAGAGGAAAGAUUCAUCAAGGAAGCUGAGGAGAAGGUGGACUUUUUCCAACAGAAAACUUACACAAGUAUGGCUUGUGAAAGAUGGCUAUCAAUUCGUUUGGGUGUUAUAAGUGAUGUCUUAGUUUUGAUUGCUGGGAUACUCUGUGUGGCUUAUCGUGAACAACUUUCUCCUGGGCUCAUUGGUCUUUCAAUGAGCAUGGCAUUAACAAUAACAUGGAACAUGCAGCUGCAAGUAAGAGUAGCAAGUAUUCUAGAAAUGGAUAUUGUUUCAGUGGAGAGGAUUCUUCAAUAUAUUAAUUUACCAUCUGAAGCACCUCGCCAUUUGCCAUGCCCUGGUUACAACCAGCAUUGGCCUCAGACAGGAGAUAUAAUCUUUAAAGAUGUUUGCGUACAAUACAGAAAGGGGUUGGAUUUGGUUCUUAAGAAAAUAAGUUUUCAUGUUCAGGAUGGUGAAAAGGUAGGAAUUGUAGGUAGAACAGGUGCUGGAAAAUCAUCCCUUCUCUUAACUCUGUUUCGAUUGGUCGAGCCCUGUGAUGGACAAAUCUUUAUUGAUGGUUUGAAUAUUAGUAAACUUGGUCUCUAUGAUCUCAGACAGAAGUUAACUAUUUUACCUCAGGACCCAGUGUUGUUUACUGGUACUCUGAGGACCAACUUAGACCCUUUUGAUGAAUUUCAAGAGAAAGAAAUAUGGACAUCGCUAGAACAUUGUCAUCUCAUGUCUUUUGUGAAGAACUUACCAGAAGGGCUGGACUAUGAAGUUGGGGAAGGAGGUACAAAUUUGAGUAUUGGACAGAGACAGCUUGUAUGUUUGGGGAGGGUGUUGCUAAGGAAAACAAAAAUCUUGGUGCUGGAUGAAGCCACAGCAGCUGUGGACGUAGAGACAGAUGAACUGAUUCAAAAGACAAUCAGGUCUGAGUUCCAGGGCUGUACUGUGUUAACCAUUGCACAUAGGCUCAACACUGUCAUGGAUUACGACAGAAUUUUGGUUCUAGACAAGGGGAGAGUAUCAGAGUUUGAUUCCCCAGCUGUUUUACUGAAUGAUGUCAACUCUUUGUUUUACAAGAUGACAGCAGAGUCACAAGCAUUGAGAUUAAAAAAUUCUUAGACACAAGCUCAUAUUAUUAAUUUCUUAAUGUUAUACAUAUUUCUAAAGGAACAUAUUUAGUAAGUUGUCUUUCUAGAAUCAAGUAACAUUCCCUUUUGUUUUGAUCUCCAACGAAUUUACAGUAUUUAUUCAUAUUUAAUAACAUCUAUAGAUUUUUUGUAAACAAAAAAGUUAGUACAAAAUUAAAAAGGUACAACAUAUACUUUAAAACAUAUGUCAAACAUAUAGAAAACAGAAGCCUUAUCAUUCAAAUUAUUAUAUACAUUGCAUUUUGUCAUAAAGUUGUUAGUUUAUAUUUAUAAUAUAGGCCUAUUUCUGUAAAUGUUUUGAAAAAUAAAUGCAUUAAUGAAUGCAUUAAAAUAAUGUUUUAGGCAUUAAUGUAUUGUCUAAUGAAUUGUAAAACAUGUUAUUUGACUUUUUUUUAAACUACUAUUUCACACAAAAAUCUUUACCCAAAGUUUUUUGUGGAAACAUUCAUAUUGCAUUUUAAUGUAAUUUAUGUAUAUUUAUUAAUUAAUGUGACAUACGGGACAUGUAGUUUAAUUAUAAAUCAAUGGCUACAUGACUAGGCCUACUUUAUUUUGAAAGAAUUACUAGUACCAAACAGUAUUAUUUUUAAAAAUACUUUUUAAUAAUUUAUUAUCUUUUUGU
Physella acuta is the source of this 5525-nucleotide messenger RNA. RefSeq names its product multidrug resistance-associated protein 1. Gene Ontology annotation, cellular component: membrane. Lineage: Eukaryota; Metazoa; Mollusca; Gastropoda; Physidae. Gene Ontology annotation, biological process: transmembrane transport. Gene Ontology annotation, molecular function: ABC-type transporter activity; ATP binding; ATP hydrolysis activity. The record is from RefSeq and is a predicted model, not a curated record.